This is a messenger RNA of Acipenser ruthenus (sterlet), 1691 nucleotides long. RefSeq names its product vacuolar protein sorting-associated protein VTA1 homolog. Gene Ontology annotation, cellular component: multivesicular body. The transcript has 8 exons. The record is from RefSeq and is a predicted model, not a curated record. The coding region runs from base 189 to 1091 and encodes 300 amino acids. Gene Ontology annotation, biological process: late endosome to vacuole transport via multivesicular body sorting pathway. Lineage: Eukaryota; Metazoa; Chordata; Actinopteri; Acipenseriformes; Acipenseridae.
CCGGAAGCUCAGUCUUGCUCACUAAGUCCGCCUCACCAACAGAUGUCGACAUCUGCUGUUACGUUCUAAGUGAAAUUGUUCAGGAAGCGGAAGAAGCUCUGCAAUAUUGUUUGGGGAGUUGUUCAUACAGUUAGUGUACAUUUUUUUAUUUAGUUGUACAGUGUUUAAUCGGGGUUUCAUAAGAGAGGAUGGCAGAAGCCCUUCCACCUCAGUUAAGACAAAUCCAACAUCAUUUACGGACUGGGCAGGAACAUGAGAAACGGGACCCCGUUGUGGCAUAUUACUGUCGUCUCUACGCCAUGCAGACAGGAAUGAAAUUGGACAGUAAAACCCCUGAGUGCCGCAAGUUUCUCGUGAAAUUAAUGGAUCAGUUGGAGACGAUGAAGAAAGAGUUGGGUGACAAUGAGUCGAUUUCUCAGGAGCUGGUUGGCCAUGCUCACAUUGAAAAUUAUGCUUUAAAAAUGUUCCUCUACGCAGAUAAUGAAGAUCGCUCAGGACGGUUUCACAAGAACAUGAUUAAGUCAUUCUACACGGCAAGUCUCCUGUUAGAUGUCCUGUCUGUGUUUGGAGAGCUCUCUGAAGAGAACUUCCAGCACAGGAAGUAUGCUAAAUGGAAGGCAACAUACAUCCACAACUGUCUGAAGAAUGGAGAGGUGCCGCAGUCAGGGCCAAUUGGAAUGGAAGGGGAAGAAUAUGAUGAUGAAUAUGAUGUAGAACAUGGUGCAGCCUCUCAGCCUUCUCAGCCUUCACCGCAUGUGCUUCCCAGAGAUGGUCCAGGUGCCAACACUAACUUCUCAAACAUACAGAUCCCACCUGGAGCACAUGCACCUGCCAACACCCCAGCUGAGGUACCUCAUUUCACAGGUGAGCCUUGUAAUCCAGUUCAGCCUGUUCCACGAAACAUCCCUGUGGUAGAUCCCUCAUUGCUCAAUGCAAGUCAACAGGGGGAAGUCCGUCUGACACCAGAAGAUUAUACUAGAGCUCAGAAGUACUGCAAAUAUGCCGGAAGUGCUCUGCAGUAUGAAGAUGUAGGCGAGGCUAUACAGAAUCUUCAGAAGGCACUCAAGUUACUCACUACAGGCAGAGAAUGAAGCCUUUGUCUUCAGUGUCAGUAUCUGCCCAAAAGAACUAAGAGCCCAUUACUCCACCCUCAGCUAUAUUAGAAGAAUGCAAUUCUGUUAAAGCCCUCAAAUUGAAAACAACAAUGAAAUCUGUGUUUCCAUAUCAGAUUCCUACUGUAGUAUUAAUCAGCAGCUUAGGUUACUUUUCUACAGAAUGGAAAGAGAGCAGGUUGGAAGCCAUGUAUUAAAACUUUUAGGUUCCUUAUGUUAACAGCCAAGGUUAAGGAUCUUAUAUACAGAAUAAUAAACUACAUAGGAAAGACAAAAGUGUAACAGAAAAUCCAUGUAUUCUGCUUGUAUGUAUUUGCUGAUUGCUGUGUCUUUAACUUUAGUGUGCUCUUACAAAAGAUAUUAGAUUAGUUAACUUCCUGUUUAGUAAUACUGACACAUUUUUUUGUUAUUAUUAUUUUUUAAAUAUCACAGUGACCUUAGGUAAAUAUAAUGCAUUUCUGUUUGCAGAAUUUCAUUUUUUGAAAUGUGAUCAUUUCUGUGGUGGUUGGCUUCAGUUACAUCCCUAUCAUAUGUUUUGUGUUUAUGAACAUAUUUCUAUUAAACACAUGUUAUCUACAA